Molecule: messenger RNA, 1364 nt
Organism: Solanum dulcamara
Lineage: Eukaryota; Viridiplantae; Streptophyta; Magnoliopsida; Solanales; Solanaceae
Product: 1-aminocyclopropane-1-carboxylate oxidase homolog 1-like
Exons: 3
Coding region: 88-1182 (364 amino acids)
Source: RefSeq, a predicted model, not a curated record
UCUCUCUCUUGGAUUUUGACUAAUAUUUGGAUAUAUCUUAACUUUUACUAAAGCUAAUAGUCUGAUUGUUCCAAAAGAAUAAGAAAAAUGGAGGAGAUCAACGCAAAUGAAACAAAGUAUGACAGAAAGGCCGAACUACAAGCCUUUGAUGAGACGAAAGCCGGUGUUAAGGGACUAGUGGAUGCAGGUAUCACCAAAGUACCAAGAAUUUUUGUUCAACCAUCACAGAUUGAAGAUUCAAGAAUUCACAGCAACAGAAAAUUCAAGUUUCCAAUAAUUGAUCUUGAUGGCAUCGAGGAAGAUCCGAUCAAGCGAAAGAAGGUAGUCCAGGAAGUCAGUCAAGCAUCCGAGACUUGGGGAUUCUUUCAAGUGAUCAAUCAUGGGAUUCCUACUCAUGUUCUGGAGGAAAUGAAAGACGGGGUUAUCAGGUUCUUUGAGCAAGAUACUGAGGUGAAGAAGCAGUGGUAUACGCGAGACUUGACAAAAGUGUUCACAUUUAACAGCAAUUUUGAUCUGUUUGGAGCACCAGUAACCAACUGGAGGGACACCUUUACUGCCACCACAGCUCCUAUACCUCAAAAUCCUGAAGAAUUACCUUCUGUCUGCAGAGAUGUUCUCCUUGAGUACACAAACCAAGUGAUGAAAUUAGGUGACACUUUAUUUGAACUACUGUCUGAGGCUAUUGGCCUCGAACCAAACCACUUAAAGGAUAUGGGUUGUGCGGAGGGGCUUAUGGCAUUAGGCCAUUAUUAUCCAGCAUGCCCACAACCCGAACUUACUCUAGGCACCGGUAAGCAUGCUGACAAUGACUUCCUCACCGUGCUUCUCCAAGACAACAUAGGUGGUCUCCAAGUCCUACAUCAGAACCAUUGGGUAGAUGUUCCCCCUACUCCCGGAGCUCUCGUGGUCAAUAUAGGAGAUAUUCUACAGCUUAUAUCAAAUGACAAGUUCAAAAGUGUUGAUCAUAGAGUACUGGCAAAUAAGGUUGGUCCAAGGGUAUCAUUGGCAUGCUUCUUCAUGACAAAUUUUGUGCCAACACAAAGGUUGUAUGGACCUAUCAAGGAGCUGAUAUCGGAACACAAUCCUCCAAAGUACAGGGAAACGACGAUUAAGGAGUUCACAACUUAUUUCAAUAACAAAGGGCUGGAUGGCACUUCCACUCUGUUGCAUUUUAGACUUUAGACUAAAUAGUUCAAGCAAUUACUGGCGCAAGUAUAAUAGGUAAGGUGUGUGUUGGAGUAGUUGUGGAUAUGAUAGAUAUUUUAUCAAAUAAGGUUUGUACAACUAUAUAUGUCAAACUAUCUAUGCUCAUUAUGUAACCAUCAAUAAAUUCUACUCAGAUUAAGUGAUUUUCAUGAUAAUAA